AUGGUAUUCUUUCGUUUCCGGUGCGGUCAAUUCACGCAUUCGGCCAGUUUUUACGCGUCACUUCAUCGGCAAGAAGUGAAUUCCCUCUCGACUUUGCCUCAACCGACUCUCAACCGGUCGAGGUUAUUGCUUUUAUCUACCAAGAAAUGCCACAUUUCCUGCUGCAAACGACUAGCUGACUGCGUCUCGGUCCUCGGCGCCUCGAGUGGGACAGACGUGAUGGCAGGAGUCGAGUGA
This is a messenger RNA of Protopolystoma xenopodis, 237 nucleotides long. The record is from the annotation of a GenBank genome assembly. Lineage: Eukaryota; Metazoa; Platyhelminthes; Monogenea; Polystomatidea; Polystomatidae.